GGGAAGUUCGUGAAAUCUCGCGAUACUCGGAGUGGAGCACGAGCAGUACGGAUGAGUGUGAUGUUCCACUGAAAGCUGCUUAGUCGAGCGUUUGUCGCUUCCUCGAGCGAUGCGAGCUAUCGAAUCCUAAUCAUCAGCAUGAACUGUAAGUAACCGCAUCCAGUUAAACGAAAAUGUCAGUAAUGGAGGUGAAUUCGGGCUGUCCGUCUCCUAAAGAGGAGGGUGAGCUGGAGGACGGGGAAAUCUUCGACGACGAGCCGCAGCGGCAGCGGCAGAACGCGCGGCCUCCGCGACGCGCCCGCCCCAGCCGGCCCAUGAUGAACAGGAGAGCGCGUUUACCGGGACCCAUGCUCAACAACAGCGCCCCGGUGCCGCUGAGAGCCGUUCACCCGCCCUUCCCCUCCGGCCUCCGGCAGGGCUCCGGCUUCUGGGAGCGCAGUCACGGCGCGCUGGGCCGCUUCAGAUACCGCGCUCACCGAGCGUCAGACUGGAACCGAGACUGGACGGAGCGCUUCGCGGAGAAUCACGGCUGCAGAACCGACUCACCGAACAGGAAACAGAAAGCGGGCGGCAGAUGUCAGAUGCGGAGGGUGGUGACCAGCGUCCCUAAAGCCGAGAGCAUGGACGAGAGCUUCGAGGAUCUGCUGAUGAAGUACAAACAGAUCCAGCUGGAGCUCGAAUGCAUCCGGAAGGAGGAGCGGAUGGCCCUGAAAGAGGAGGAGCCGGCUCCUGCUGACCCCGUCCCGCCGCCCGAGGUGCUGGAGGAGCCCGUCUCUGCUGUGAAGGAAGAGAAGAAGGUGUUUCAGGCGUUCAACAUCAGACCGCUGAGACAGAAGCUGCUGACGCCCUCCGACCGAGACGCUCUCAACAGCAGAGCCGCACAGGAAGUGCAGAGACCAGACGGGGACGCGGCGGAGAAGACCGGCAAUCACGAUGACGCUGUAAAGGACGAGGAGUCCGAGUCAGACCUCAACAUCUCUGCAGUGAGUGAUGACACUCCAGUCGUCCACAAGAAGGAGGACGAGGACGACCUGUCGGAGCUGCAGCUGCGUCUCCUCGCCCUGCAGUCGGCCAGCAGGAAGUGGCAGCAGAAAGAGCAGCAGGUGCUGAAGGAGAGCAAGGAGAAGAUCACCAAAGCUGUGAAGGUGCCUCAGGACAAGAGCGAGUCUCCGUGCGACAGGAACAAGAUGAGCGGAAACCGAGGGAACGCUGUGUGCAGGCUGCAGGAGAGAGCGAGACCGGCCAAACCGACCCCGGACAAGAGCAGGGCGAGGAAACCGGCCCACAUGACCAAGCAGGCGUGGAGGAAACAGCAGCUGCGCACCUGGAAACUGCAGCAGCAGAGACAGCAGGAGGAGCAGAGAAACAAGCAAGAGGAAGAGGAGGAGAGGAGGAAGAGAGAGGACGAGAUCCGGAAGAUCAGAGACCUGUCCAACCAGGACGAGCAGUACAACCGCUUCAUGAAGCUGGUGGGCUCCAAACAUCGCUCCCGCAGCAAGUCUUCAGAUGCUGAUCAGAGGAAGCUGGUCAAGCAGAGUCUGGACACGUCGGGGAAUCUCUACCAGUACGACAACUACGACGAGGUGGCUAUGGACACGGACAGCGAAACCAGCUCGCCAGCCACGUCACCGACACACCACGCACUGCCCAUGUUUCCUCUGGAGUCCACACCUCUCAGACAGGGUGUGGGGCAGCACCACCUGCAGCAGGUGGAGUUUGUGCGCUCGACUCCUCCUCCUCUGCCUCCGCUGCCGCCCCCCGAUGAAGCCGAGCAGCCGCCGAAGCCUCCGUUCGCUGACGAGGAAGAGGAAGAGGAGAUGCUGCUGAGAGAAGAGCUGCUGAAGUCCUUGGCCAGCAAGCGAGCUGUUAGAGCAGAGGACGCGUCCAGCAGCAGCGGGCCGCCCUCGCCCGCUCUCAGACCCGUGACUCAGCCGAACACCAGGAGCAACCUCACGGCCGUCAGUCUCAACACCGUCAUCUCUCACGCACGGGCGCUCAAGUUCAUACGGGGACAGCCGGCCCCCAAAGCCCCGUUUGUGCUGCCACGACACAAGACUGUGGUGGUGCGUCUGAACGCAUCUGACGACAGCGACUCUGACGGCGAGAGCUGCAGCCCCGCUCCGAGUGUGUUCGGAGGACUGGAGUCCAUGAUUAAAGAAGCUCGGAGGACGGUGGAGGCAGCCAAACCGAAGCAUUCGGUGUCAGAGAAGGAGAACAACCCAGUGAAGAGUGCAGAAGCACUUCCUGAUGCCAAGAAGAUGGAGUAUCGGCUGCUCCGAGACGACCUGGCCAGUCUAGAGAAGCAGAGGUCAGGCCGGCUGGAGUCUCCUGCGGGCUCAGACUCGGACCUGGACGUCCUGGGAAGAGCUGCAGAUCUGCAGGAGAAGCUGAAUCAGCACAAAGCACAGCUGUGUAAAGACGAGGCUCUGCUGAAGCAGCUCUUGCAACAGGAAAUGAAGAAGAAAGAGUCUCUGAAAGCAGCCGAGGGGAAGAUGAGCCGACUCAAAGAGCAGCUGCUGGCGUCAGAGAAGAUCGUGAGCGCCAACAGAGUGCUGCUGAAGAAGCUGCAGGAGCAGGUUCAGAGAGUUCAGCACCGCGUGAGCGUGAAGAAGCAGCAGUCGGUGAAGCUGGAGAGAGAUCUGGUUCAGGCGCAGGCCGCUGCAGCUCCUGCUGCGCUCAAACGCAACACAUCUGCCUCCAUCCACUCCCCGGUGAAGGUGCGGCGCGUGGAUCGCCCAGAUGUGCAUUACGCAGAGCUCAUCGCGCAGAAGAAGCGCCUGCAGCAGCUGGAGACUGAAUACGCCCUCAAGAUCCAGAAACUCAAAGAGGCCCAGGCCUUACGGCAAGCUGAGCCGCGGCCCGCCGCCCCACAGAUGCCCAGCCCUCUCUACCCGUUACCACAGCCCUCGCUUCAUGACCUCACCCAGGACAAGCUCGCCCUGUCCAGUGAGGACGCGGAGGGUGAGGAGGACGAGCAGCAGCAGAUUCCCGCCUCAGUGACGCCCACUCACCGCCGGCGCUCGUUCCGAGAGUCCGGCUCCUUCACCAAACCCAAACUGUGCCACCUGGAGACAGCGGCGGCUUCACCCAUGCCGGUCAAACAGGCCAAAUCGUCGCCCUGCAGCGCAGCCGGAGGAGACUCGCUCGCUCUCGCUCAGCAGGGCUCCUGGGAAGGUACGCUCCUGAAGAAGUGCUCUCGCCGGCAUCAGUAUCAAAGUGUUUCCUUCUCUUUCAUCUCUUUGUGUGUGUGUCUCGUGCAGGUCGUGCAGGUGGACUUCGAUCCGAUGGCAGCUCAUCAGAGCCGAGCGGAGACCACACCAGAAGUGUUCGGACCAUACCACAGUCCUUUACUAGUCUUCAAAUCAUACAGGUUCAGCCCGUAUUACCGGACCAAAGAGAGGCUUUCUCUCCGCUCCGUCACCUACAGCAACCUCAUCGAGCCAAAGAAGUGCUUCUGUCGCUUUGACCUGACCGGCACGUGUAACGAUGACGACUGCUCAUGGCAGCACAUGAGGGACUGCACCCUCACAGAGAGCCAGCUGUUUCAGGACGUCCUGUCCUACAGCCUGCCUCUGAUUGGCUGCUCAGACAGCAGCAGCUCCGCUGACAUCAGCAGUGCCACAGAGAAAUAUAUGAAGAAGCUGUUUGGGCCCAAUAAGGACCGGAUGGGGACGGACCAGAAGGCCGUUCUGCUCGUGAGCAAAGUCAACGAGAGAUUGAAACACAUUCCUCCCUUCACCACGUGUAAAUCCCCGAGGAAGUGGAGGCCUGGAGCUCAGAAAGUGAAGACACACGUACAGGAAGAUGACGAGCUCAACCCUGUGGACGUGACGGUCCCCAGCUCUCACAACGGACGCGUCCAGGAGCGCUGGUCAUCGGCCGAUGUCUGCGUCACGCAGGACGAUAAGAGGUACUUCGACAGCGAGACGGAUGACAUCAGUAACCUGGAGACCAGUGUGCUGGAGAGUCCCCACGACGUGCAGCUGUGGAUCAAACUGGCCUUCAAAUACCUCCAGCAGAGGGACACCUCGGUGGCAGAGUGUCUGGACGCGGCGCUGAACACGCUGUCCCGUGCGCUGGAGGAUAAUCGCGAGGACGCUGAGGUGUGGGGUCACUACCUGAUGCUGUUCUCGCGGCGCGGCAGCAGAGAUGAGGUUCAGGAGAUGUGUGAGAUGGCCGUGGAGCAUGCGCCGCUCUAUGACGUCUGGUGGACUUACAUGAGCGUUGAGAGUGGCUUCGAGGGGAAAGAUUACGUGUGUGCUCGUCUGAUUUCACACCUGCUGGAGGCGUCACAUGACGUCAGGCCGGAUGUGCAGUCGUUCCAGCUGCUGGAGUCAGUGCUGUUCAGAGUUCAGCUCAGUGUGUUCACCGGCCGUCAGCACAACGCUCUCAGCGUACUCCAGAGUGCGCUGCUUUCGGGCUCUGAAUCGAGCGUUGCGGAUCAUCUGACUGUGGCGGACCGUUGUCUGAUGUGGCUGUCUUAUAUCCACCUGACUGAGUUCAGACGUCUACCGGCGUGUCUAUACGACCCCGCCAACUCCAACCCCUCCAGAAUCACCUGCACCGAUCCCUUCCUCAUUCCCUGGAGAACGGCCCAACAUCUCCGCACACCCGCUGAUGACAUCAUCAGCCUGUUCAGAGAUGCUGUGUGUGGCUGCACGGAUGAGCGUUUGUCUUCCAGUGAACAGAUUCAGGCCUGUUUCCCUCUGCACUCAAACCUCAUUCAUCUGUACAGGACGCUGGACAGAUGUCCAGAAGCUCUUGCGCUGUGUGAGCGUCUGCUGGCUGUGUGUCCACUCUACUGCCCUCUGCUGGAGGUCACCGGUGAGCUGCACAUGUCCUCGGGACACACAGAGAAAGCUGAAGAGCUGUGGAGACGCGCUCAUUCUGACAGCCCCAGCUGCGCUCGCGUCUUCCUCCAGCUCUGCAAGUGUUUGCUCGCUCAGGGGAACGUCAGUGUUAUGGAAGAGCUCUUUGACAAGUUCAUGCACUCUUUCUGUGAAUCUGUGCAAGAUCAGCUCAAGUCACUGGAUGUGUUACGCCAUAUUCUUGGUGUUCCCACUCAAGACUUGCUGAGAGUAGCAGCUCUCAAAGAUGAUGUUCAGGAUGAGAUCCGAGCUCAGCUGCCGUACCUUCAUCUCCUGCACUGUUUCUGGCAGUCUACCUAUGGUGUUGUGAGAGAGGCCAUUGAUGCAUUUGAGAAAGCUUUGGGAACGAUUACAAAGCUGGACUUAAUUCACACCCUCUGGCUAGACUAUCUGUCCUUUGCCAGCAGUAAGAUGUUGGCACCGCAGCCGAGUGUUCGCGAGCUGAAGAUGUUUACGGGUCUAGUUCACCGCUGUCUGGAGACUGUGCCGAGCAGACUCACCCUGCCCUUCAGCUCCUCACAAUACUGGAGCUGCUACAGCUUCCAUAACAAGGUCAUAUCCUUCUAUUUGGGAUGUUUCCCUCAAUCCCAACAUUCCCUUAUCCUGGAAAGACUUCAACAUAUCAUGCCAACCAAUACUGAACUGGCCAUAAGGUUGCUGCAGCAAGAAUGGCAGGAUGGCAAUGUUGAACAUUUUAAAUUGCAAAGCAGAAUGUUGUGCUGUAGCGUCCCAACCUGUCUGGCCAUCUGGAAAAUAGCUAUUGCUGUUGAGAAGGAACAAAGGCAAAGAGCAGAGGUGCGGCGGCUGUAUCAGCAGGCGCUUCAGAAACUGCCUCUGUCCGCUGCUCUCUGGAAAGAUUGUUUGCUCUUUGAGGCUGCUGAAGGAGGUAAAACUGACACACUGAAAAAAAUAAUUGACAAGUGCCAAGAGGUGGGAGUGAGUCUAAAUGAGCCGCUAGGGUUAGAGCCGAGCCAAAGCCAGUGACACGAGCAGCACAUUCCCACAAGAGUACAUGCUUCCAUUAGAGCACCAAACCUCCACAGAUACGCAGACACGCAUCUUAGCUUAGACCCCAGUCAGUAUUACGAGCAGGAGUCCAGUGAAGACACAAUGAGCUACCCAUUAUCCAGUAUGUGGGCCUCUUUUAUCAUCAUGUACGUAAGUAUGAAUCUGUUGAUGAUGCCUGUUGCUUCCUGUUGUUUUUGAUUUGCGUGUUCCCAUUUGUACACUAACUUUUUUUAAUUUGAUUUGUAUUUUUCUUCAAUGUUGCGUCAUAGUUGUUGACGGACUGUGACUGUUUUUAAGGUGGCUUGCUUCCUUCCUCUAAAUAUACAUCAAUUUAUUUAGUUUCUCAUGGUGUCUCAACCAUGUCUCAUGAAGAAUGACAUUAACUCGGCUUGAGAGUUUAAGGGCUCAGCACCAAGGGGUUUUUUUCUUCUUCUUUUCUUCCUUCCUUUUUUUUUAACCUGCUCCUUCUCCAACCAUGGAUUGAAAUGGCUGUUAUUGGAAGUAUUCUGUUUGGCUCACCAGUGUCAGAGUAUUGAUGGAAACUUCUCCAUAGACUGCCAAAUCUCACCGACACUCAAUAUGUCUGUAGUCGUGGACUGCGCCAAAAGACAUCAGUAAACUGUUCAUGUAAUAUUGUUUCUUCACAAAUUAAAAAAAAUCCAUGUGUGUGUGUUUUUGUGUGUGUGUGUGUGUGAGAGAGAGUACGCACACACACAUGCAUGUUGAUUAACGUAUUCUGCAGGAUUGAUAAUCUGACACCUGUUUUUCUUUCAAUUUAUAAUUGAACAAUGUUUCUAUUAAAUUAUUUUGUACAGAAA
This is a messenger RNA of Carassius carassius (crucian carp), 6694 nucleotides long. RefSeq names its product zinc finger C3H1 domain-containing protein (gene zfc3h1). Gene Ontology annotation, biological process: RNA processing. The coding region runs from base 174 to 5852 and encodes 1892 amino acids. Lineage: Eukaryota; Metazoa; Chordata; Actinopteri; Cypriniformes; Cyprinidae. Gene Ontology annotation, molecular function: protein binding. The transcript has 35 exons. Gene Ontology annotation, cellular component: nucleus; exosome (RNase complex). The record is from RefSeq and is a predicted model, not a curated record.